CCGCCCGCUCCUUGUCGUCUCCCUUCUUGUUCCUUCCUUCCCCUCCCUCCCGCCUCGCACCCGGCCGGUGGGCGCCGCCGGCUCGCCCCGCCGAGAAGUCUGGGCGCCCCCCAGCCCUCGCUGCUGCUGCUCCCCAUGGGGAUCCGCGAGUUCCCCAACGGCUCGGCGCGGGGCAAAGCCGCCACGCUCGGCAUGCGGCGCUCCCCCGACGUGAGCCCCCGGCGGCUGUCCGACAUCAGCCCGCAGCUGCGGCAGCUCAAGUACCUGGUGGUGGACGAGGCCAUCAAGGAGGACCUCAAGUGGUCCCGCUCCGUGGAGGACCUCACCAGCGCCUCCGUGGGGCUCACCUCCAUCGAGGAGAGGAUCCUGCGCAUCACCGGCUACUACGGCUACCAGCCCUGGGCCGCCAGCUACAAACGGGAUGAGCGCUCCCGGGAGUCUCCAGCCCCAGCAGAAGCACAGAUGCAAGCCGGGGCAGAAGGCGGUGGAAGGGUGAGCCGCUGUUGCUGGAAAUGCUCCGUGACACAACUCAAGAAAAUUUUCUGGGGUGUGGCCGUGGUCUUGGGUGUCUGCUCCUCCUGGUCGGGUUCAACCCAGCUAGCCAAACUAACCUUUAAGAAAUUCGAUGCACCCUUCACUCUAACAUGGUUUGCAACAAACUGGAACUUUUUAUUCUUUCCUUUGUAUUAUCUUGGACAUGUUUUUAAGUCAGCUGAAAAGCAGUCUCCAAAGCAGAGAUACAGGGAGUGCUGCCGAUUUUUUGGAGACAAUGGCUUGACUUUGAAGGUGUUUUUUACCAAGGCAGCACCCUUUGGUGUUCUUUGGACACUCACAAACUACCUUUACUUACAUGCAAUAAAGAAAAUAAACACUACGGAUGUCUCCGUGUUGUUCUGCUGCAACAAAGCGUUUGUGUUCUUGCUUUCAUGGAUCGUUCUGAGGGACAGGUUCAUGGGAGUGAGGAUCGUGGCUGCUAUAUUUGCUAUUGCAGGGAUUGUUAUGAUGACGUACGCUGAUGGGUUUCACAGCCACUCCGUGAUUGGGAUAGCCCUGGUGGUGGGCUCUGCCUCAAUGUCUGCUCUCUACAAGGUUUUAUUCAAACUUCUUCUGGGCAGUGCAAAAUUCGGAGAAGCUGCCUUAUUUCUGUCCGUGUUAGCCGUCUUCAAUGUUCUCUUCGUUACCUGUAUUCCUGUCAUCCUUUAUUUUACCAAAGUGGAAUACUGGAGCUCUUUUGCCGUUGUUCCUUGGGGAAACCUCUGUGGAUUUUCGAUUCUCUUAUUGACAUUCAAUAUUCUACUAAAUUUUGGAAUCGCUAUUACGUACCCCACCUUGAUUUCUCUUGGAAUUGUACUGAGUGUGCCAGUAAAUGCGGUGGUUGAUCACUACACGAGUGAAAUUGUCUUCAACAGUGUCCGAGUAAUCGCCAUCGUCAUUAUUGGCCUGGGUUUCCUCCUGUUGCUCUUGCCAGAGGAAUGGGACGUCUGGGUGAUAAAGCUGCUCACGCGUCUCAAGGUCCGGAAGAAGGAAGAAAUCCCCGAAGGGAAUGGAGACAUCACUUCAGGAUUGCCUAACAAAAGCCGGAGAACUCGCCCCUCCAUGUCAUCCUUUGCUCAUUAAAUGCUCUUUUUACCAAAACUUUGUGGUUAACCUUAUAUAUGAUGAUGCAAAGGUCUUUUCUUGGGAAGAAGCACACCUGUCCAACACGGUGUACAUACCUGUACAGUUUUGAUAUGAUCACCAUCUAAGGCAUCAAGUCUUGGCAUGUCCAGUUUGCUUGUACUUUUUUCACAUCAGACCUUUCACUUAAGUAGUACACUGAAAAAAACUGCAAACCAAGAACCUCUCUUCUCUUUUUAAAUGAAUGUAAUAUAUAGUCAAAAUAUAUUUGCAUAGGUUAUUUUAAAGAAUGAUUUUCAUGAAAAGCAGGGCAGACAUUUUGAACAUUAGGUACCGAAUGAUGCAUUGCACACUGUGAUUUAAAAGAAACAAAUGCUAUGCUACAUCACAUGUUUAUUUUUUUGACCAGAGCUGUACUCUGAUAGUUUUCAAGGAACCAAAAGGGAAACUUUACGGGGACAGGAAGAUGGGGGGAAGAGUAGAAGGAGGGAAGUUCGGAAAUCACUCUGUGUAGGUGAGCGCGUGCUGCGCUGGAACCGGACAAAAAUUCAAGUGCUAAAAAUGCCUGCACUAAAGCACUAGAGGGAAAGCAGUCUAGAGCCCAAAUCUCCUGGUACUGCACGUGACUGUAGUCCACGUUUAAAACCAUGCAAGAGAAAUCCAGUGCCUUCUACAGAACUCUUGUCUUUAUCCGCGCAGAACCAGGCCCCGCUGCGAGACGGCGGCACUGCGGGGCUCAGCCUUGCAGCCCGGGCACCCAAAAUUCCCCUCCGGCACCGGGAAGUGCCCCCCACAAGCGCUGGGAGCACGGGGCCCAGGGGACUGCAGGUUUGUGUGCAGGGGACCUGGUUCUCCUCCCGCUUGCACAGGUUUUACCCCUGUGUGGAGCCGCACUCAGUUAAUGCUAGCAUGAGAAAGGGGAAACGGUGGUGGUUGCGUGGGGAAAAAUCUGACCGAAAAUGCACGGCGGAGCUGACGAGAGCAGGGUUGCUGAUGUACAGUCUGAGGACACGGACUGAGGGGGUGAAUCGCCAGUUGCUUUUACUCCAUAAUUGUGAGUGUUUAAGAGUUAAAAAUGUAAUAUAUUUACAUCAAAUGUAACACUUUUUAUGAAACUUGUAAGCACCAGGAUGUUUACUUACGCGAUUUUGGUUCGCCAUUAAAUUUCUAUCUGUGAUAGAUCACAUGCUAUGUAAAAAAGGGGGGGAAAAAAAGGUUAUAGUUUACUAUUUUUGAAGUUUACAUUGUUGCAUACAAAAUUAAAAGUGUUCUUUUGAACUGCUGCCAUAGCCUAAGGGUCCCUGCUGCCACUGAGGCCCUCUUUGUCUCAGGCAGGGGUGGCAUCCACAUCAAAACAUUUUAGCAAAUCAACUUCAGAUUCCAUUAGCUGUUUGGCAACGCUCAAUAAUAAAAGAUUUUAAACUCA
Anas platyrhynchos (mallard) is the source of this 3043-nucleotide messenger RNA. RefSeq names its product solute carrier family 35 member F3 (gene SLC35F3). Gene Ontology annotation, cellular component: membrane. NCBI's taxonomy places the organism in Eukaryota, Metazoa, Chordata, Aves, Anseriformes, Anatidae. Gene Ontology annotation, biological process: thiamine transport. The record is from RefSeq and is a predicted model, not a curated record.